Messenger RNA from Rhineura floridana, 4108 nucleotides. It is a transcript of the gene FKRP, whose product is annotated as fukutin related protein. The transcript is spliced from 4 exons. The record is from RefSeq and is a predicted model, not a curated record. NCBI's taxonomy places the organism in Eukaryota, Metazoa, Chordata, Lepidosauria, Squamata, Rhineuridae. Gene Ontology annotation, biological process: protein O-linked glycosylation via mannose. Bases 648 to 2264 code for a protein of 538 amino acids. Gene Ontology annotation, cellular component: Golgi apparatus.
CGGCGCGCACCUGCAGCUCGGCCCUCUCGGCCUCCCAGCGGCUCUUCUCGGCCUCGAAGCGCGCCCACUCGUGCUGGAUGAAGUGUAGGAUGCCCGGCAGGCUCAGCUCGCCGCGGCCGGGGGCGCCCUGCGCUAUCGUCGUCGUCUGCUGAGGCGGCUGGUCUCCCCCCGCGGCCUGGGCCUGCUGGGACAGCAGUUGGGCCCGCGCCGCCACCCGCUCAGCCUCCAUUGGGGAUCCCGCGGGCGGCGGCGGAGGUGGAGGCGGCGGUGGCUGUUGUUGCUGCUGCUGCCACAUAGUGAGCCCACCGCGGGGGGGGGGUGAAGCGGGCGGCGGGAAGCGGCCCCCGGUCUGUGAGGGAAGGAAGAGAGUGCAAAGAGAGAGGACGCGCGGGGGGUCACUUCCUGCCAAAUAGUGAGCCAGCCAGGAAAUGGGGCCUACGACGGGACGGCUCCAGCAGCGCUCACUACUGGCUGAAUGUUCAUUUUGUGGAAAGAAAGGACCUUGUUGACAGUCAUGGAACACUAGUCAGUCUAGUCUCUCCAGAACAGUUUCCAGCUGAACUAAAUUUGGAUGGACAAAUCUGGUGCUGCGGGACCCUCCACGGGCCAGAGACGAGAGUCCUUUAACAUCCACCAGCGCUCACAAGAUGCGCAUCACCUUCUGCCAGGGUGUGCUUGCUGCUGCCAUAGCCAUUAACUUGCUGAUCCUCUACUACAUCUCAAGGCUACAACAGCGUGUCUUGCACCGACACAGGGACCAUCUCCACCCCAGCUCCCAUCAGCCCCAAGGUUCACUGAGAUCUGGCAUGACCAUCCUCAUCAGGGAGUUUGAAGACUUUGAAAACUAUGUCCCUGACAUUGUGCGCUUUUUCGUGAAACAGAAACCCGAGCUGCCUGUUGUGGUGGCGGCAGACCGCUUGCCAUACCCUCCCAUGGUUCUGCCCAGCACUCCCAAUGUCCAGAUCGUCAUUCUCAAGCCGUCUCCUGACCAGCCUGCCCAUCUAUUCAGGCCUGAGACCUAUGUGAAGACAGAAUAUGUGGCAUUGGUGCCUGAUGGGGUGAGGAUGGAUUCCACAUACCAGCUGGAGCAAAUGCUGGAGGAGUUUAAGGUCAGCCAAGGUAAGGUUGAGAUGGUUGCAGCUCCAGUGCACUCACUGGCUCCCCUCCAGUGCCUGAACCUCAAGGUUAGCCUUAAAGAAUGGACAGCUGAGUACAUGGUAGCUUCUCCUUCCUCCAAACUGUGCACUGCCUUGAAGGGGGAGGCCAUCCUCCUCCUCCGCACCAAGGACCUCUUCAACCUCUCCAUGCCCUUGGCCAAGCCCUUGAUGACCUCCCUCUUCAUCCAGGCAUCUCUGCGGGGAUGGGCCGUCCGGCUCCUUGACAUUUCCUUCUCAGUGCUCCACCAGCCUUUGCUCACCUCCUCCCACAACCAGUGGAAGGCUGACAACCUCGCCAAGUCCUACCGACUACAGCUCUUCCGGAACUUCGGCAUCAAGCGGGUGAUCCUGGAGGAUGGAAAGGAGCAGUGGUUCGGGUGCAGCAAGGAGACUCCACGGUGCUUUGGCACCAUCCACGAUGAUACACCAGAAUACCUCUACCAUAACCGGUGGACCCCGCCUUGUUGCCUCAAAGCAUUGAGGGAAACUGCCAAAUAUGUCAUCAACAUCUUGGAGACGUCUGGAGUGCGGUACUGGCUGGAAGGGGGGACGCUUCUCGGGGCAGCCCGUUAUCAAGACAUAAUUCCUUGGGAUUAUGACGUUGACCUAGGCAUCUACCUGGAGGAUAUCCCCAAUUGUGAGCUGCUCAGAAGCGCAGAGUCUGGCUCCAUUGUGGAUGAGAAGGGCUUUGUCUGGGAGAAGGCCAUUGAGGGGGACUUCUACCGAGUGCAGUAUAGCGAACACAAUCACUUGCAUGUGGACUUGUGGCCCUUCUACCCCAAGAAUGGCUUGAUGACCAAGGACACCUGGAUGGAUCACCGGCAGGACACUGAGUUCCCUGAGCACUUCCUGAAACCCUUGGUCCCCAUCCCAUUUGCCGGAUUCCUCGCUCUGGCACCCAAUGAUUACCGGAGCUUCCUGGAGCUGAAGUUUGGAGAAGGGGUGAUUGAAAACCCAGAAUAUCCAAACUCAGCAGUGAAGAGCAUGCAUGGAGAAGCUGCACAUGAGGCCAAAAUGCAACAAGUCGAUGGGAAAGGCUGCAGAGAUGCUAAAAUACUGAACGUUUUCUGGAAAUGCCUACAGCACUAUUUGAAGGUGAGGGAUUGAUUUAGCUUGGGGAAAAGCCCUGUUGGUCUCAGUAGGAUAUAUUGCAUAGGAUUGGGCCAAUCCAAUGUGACUGAUCUGGAGUAGCAGAUUUCUCAUCAAUUUUAUUAUAGUCAAGAUGUUCUUGUAAGACAACGCACACAAGCUUUUGCUGUUGUUCUGGAUAUUUCAACAGUUAAGCCUGUCUGUCAUGCAACUGCCAAAGGCACAAUAAAUACACUGUCAGAUUGUAUUUGCUUUUCCACCCCGCCUGUAUGACACUCAGGGGGGCUUACAGUAGGGCUGGGAGGCCUCUGGAGCCCACAUACGCCGUUUGACUACAGGUCUCGUUAUCAUUGACCAUGCUGGCUGGAGCUGAUGAGAACCUGAAGUGUAGGAACAUUUGGAGGGUUCCCCAGACCUGGCUUCUAGCAGUCACAUCUAACCACUGUUCCUGAGGGCUGCUUGCAUUGUAGGAAAUGGGUAUGGGAGGCAUGAGAAAACAACAGGGAGUAUAUAUAAAGUCAAACCAUUAUGUCUUCUAGCCCAGCCCUGCCUAUUCUUGAUGACUGGCAGUGGGUGUAUUUCCAAGGGCUCACACAGAGGUCUUUCUCUGCCCUGCUAGCUGAGAUCCUUACCUGGAGAUGCUGGGGAUCUUCUACAUGCAACGGUGGUAGGCCUUUUCCUUAUGGGGAUUACAAAUUGCAGCCCGCUAGCUAAGAAGGGGGGGCAAACUGCCAAGCCUGUGCCUCCGCAGCCCAUCUCAUGCCAGGACUCUUGUUCCCUUUGUGACAAACCCAGCCCUGUUUGGGUGUAUCAUGUACCAGGUACUUCCACUCUGCCAGGCACCGGAAGUGGCAAGCAAGCUAUAGCAAGUCAACAUAGGACAAAAGAGAAUGUUCCCCCAAGGUUUGUUUUUCUUGCAAGCCAAAGUCCUGCAUUUCUUCAUGCAGAGAACAAGCUGGCAAGCACCCAGCACUGCUGUUCAGCACCAGCAACAUGUAAAAGGUGCUGGGGCAGGCUGGGAUUUGCAGGCUACCUGAAUUCACCUGGGGCCUAUUGCAGCCAGAGAAAACAGGCUUCCUUUGCCUUGUUCUUUGAGAGCAGCAUUGGCUACAGUUCUCCAAACAGUCCUAGCUUCCAUGAAUGGAAAACCUCAUGUCGGCAGAAAGUGUAACUACACUGGAGCGCAUGGUGUUGCUUGCAAUGUUCCUCUUCGGUAUUUGUGGCUAGAUUGCCCAUGCCUGGGAUUUGAUGUAACAAGCAAAAUGGAAUGAGAGUCCCUCAUCAGUCAACCAGUGUAGGAACGGUCAAUCCAGGGACCGUAACUUAGCGGCAAAGCCCCUGCCUUGCAGGCAGAAAGCCCCAGUUCACUCUCUGGCAUCUGAAGUUAAGAAAGGACCAGGGAGUAUGCAAUGCUAAAGAUUUCUGCCUGACAUUUGGGAGAGGCACUGUCAGUUGAACCUGGCCAGUGCUGAGUUAGAGAGGCUAACUGACCCGGCGUAACACAGCUUCCUGUAUCCCUCCUAACAAAGGGAGGUGGGUGAGGAAGGCAGUAUUGCUGUUACUGAAGGCUGGGGUUUGCCAAUCCGUUUGGAGCCACGGGCAGAGAAACUGUUGUGGGUACCUGUGAUGUUCCUAUAUUAAUGUAUAUAUGGUAAGUGUUGGUUGUUUAGAAGAUACAUGGUAAGUGGAGUGAAAGAGGAGGGGGAGUGAAUGGGCAGUAGAAUGCUAGAUGAUUGGCUGAGUGUUUAAAAUGGCUGAACGUAUAAAAGGAAGAGUGAGAGUGGAAUCUGGGGGGAGAAGAGAACUGAGUGGGUUGCUUGGUGGGGUUUAGAGAGUUGUUUGCCAGGAGAGAGUGGAGAAGG